CGACCACAUCAACGCCAACAACAACAGCAUGGGGCACAAGCGCGCGAAGAAAUCCGUGCGCGAUGCCGACCGCGCGGCCAAAGGCUUCAACCAUGCGCCGUCCGCCUCGACACGCGACGACACGCCCAAGGGCGCGAUGCGCAUCUUCAACGCGGCCAAGGUCCAGGCUGCUUUCCGCGCGCGCGGUGGCACGAACAGCGAGGACACGGGCGAGCGCGGGCCGAAGCGCAAGCGCGACGCCGGCGGCAACGACGAGCCAGCAGCACCCAAGCCCAAGGCGAAGAAGGCCGACCUGCCCAAGAUCGGCGAGCACGAGUCGCUGGGCGAGUACAACCGCCGCGUGGAGGCUACCUUGCGUGGCGGGGUGAGCUCGGCCAUCAAGGCGGCCGCAUCGGCCAAGGGGCAGGCGGUGCGCGACUUCAAGGCUGCGAAGAAGGCGCGCAAGGAGGCCGCGCAGGGCAAGACGGCCCACGAGGAUGAAGAGCAAGAGCUCAAGCCCAACCGCCCGGCAAAGGAGUUUGAGGAGGCACCGCAGCGCAAGCGGCUCAACGACGUCGCGCAGGCGCCGCCCGCGCUCCCGCGCAUGCGGGCAGCCGUCAAGGCUGGCGCUGGUGCCGGGGGCUCGGCGUGGGCCGCGGCUGGCGGCAGCCGCACGCCGCUCAACGCCGGCCAGAAGCGUCUUAUGGAGGUCGAGCGUGAGCGUGUCAUUGCGCAGUAUCGCGAGAUUAAGGCGCGCAAGGAGGCGGAUAAGGAGGCGGAGCGUGCGGCCGCGGCGGCGCCAAAGAAGGGCGGUAAGAGCAAGUAGACUGUUGUAUCAUAGCACACGUUGGCAGCAUUCAGCA
Messenger RNA from Vanrija pseudolonga, 842 nucleotides. RefSeq lists its product as uncharacterized. Bases 29 to 805 code for a protein of 258 amino acids. The transcript has 3 exons. The record is from RefSeq and is a predicted model, not a curated record. NCBI's taxonomy places the organism in Eukaryota, Fungi, Basidiomycota, Tremellomycetes, Trichosporonales, Trichosporonaceae.